UUAUUCAGAUUGAUUCGCUCCAGGUUGUCAGAGAUCAGCUGUUCUUCUCUGGCCUCAGCUCUGAAGUCCAACCCCUCCCAUCUCAGAGAGCUGGACCUGAGCAGAAACGUGAAGCUGCAGGAUUUAGGAGUGAAGCUGCUGUGUGAUUAUCUGCAGAGUCCAAACUGCAGACUGGAGACUCUGAGAUUGAUGAACUGCAGUUUGUCAGAGAUCAGCUGUUCUUCUCUGGCCUCAGCUCUGAAGUCCAACCCCUCCCAUCUCAAACAGCUGGACCUGACCUCGAACGUGCUGCAGGAUUCAGAUGUGAAGCUGCUGAAAGAUCUUGAGAAAAAUCCAAACUAUCGACUGGAGACUCUGAGCUGGUGAUGAUCUCUGACAGAAUGUGAGCCAUCAGGACGCUGGUGGUGCAGAGAGGAGCAGCUGUGUCCUGAUGAUCCACAGAGGAUGAACCUCCACCAUCUUGUGGGUGGAAAAGCGCUGCAAGCUGAGGAGAGCUUCAUCCAUCAGGGACUGACAGAGGAAUCACAUCAGAGUUAAUUUCAGUUAUAUUUCUAAUGAAUUUGUUCUCCACACAUUACAGGAGUGGAAGGUCAAACAUGAAACAGCUAGUAGAAAUGUUAAGGGAUCAAACUCUACCAAGAAAUGCUGCAGUUAUUCUUCUCAUGUGAUGAUUAUUUUGAUUCUAUUUCUUACAAAAAGUACAAACCAGAACUUGAUCAUAUGUAACAUGUAUUAGAGUAAUAUCCUCUUUAAAACAUGCCCUGCACUCCUAAAACUUCCUGACCUCAUCAGGCUGAGCUGCAUGUGUGAACAGCAAGUGUCCUUUCACACUAAUUAUCAAAUCACUACGCGUUGGCUCCAGAAUUUGUGUUUGACUCUAAUGGUUAAAAAAACGGUGUUUUUACAUUUUUCUUCUGGUCGACAUCGCGCAUCAACUGCAUGAGAUGUUAAGAUCAAUGGUCGCUCAAUGAGUCAGGUUUCUGAGGUCACUUAUGGAGGUCUACUGCUGGAUUCUUGUCUGACAUUCCAGUUAUAGUCUGAGGAAUAAUCCCGGUUUCACCAUUAUCACCAUUAUUUUGCAUGAAUUUCACAUUACAAACAUUUGUAAAAUCACACUAAACAGUAAAUAGACUUGAGCUUCUUUAUUUAUUUUCUAGUCUUCUGACUACUAAAAGCACUUUUACACAUUCAUAUGCCGCCAAUGAAGCAGCGGAAGCAACUUGGAUUUAAGUGUCUUUCCCAAGGACACAUCGGACAUGUGGCUGCAGGAGCUGGGGAUCAAACACUCGACCUUCCUGUUGAGAGACGACCGACUCUACCACUGAGCCACAGCCAUCUCUCCCUUCUGAAUCUGAAGCUUUGUGAAAAAUAUAUCUAGUUGGCUUUUUUCACUUAAACUGUUGCUGCCUUUUGAAGCAUAAAUGAUAAUUGAACAGUGAUAAUAAAACAUAAUGAACUUCAGAACACAGA
Molecule: messenger RNA, 1470 nt
Organism: Labrus bergylta (ballan wrasse)
Lineage: Eukaryota; Metazoa; Chordata; Actinopteri; Labriformes; Labridae
Source: RefSeq, a predicted model, not a curated record